Messenger RNA from Zalophus californianus (California sea lion), 2721 nucleotides. RefSeq names its product NFAT activating protein with ITAM motif 1 (gene NFAM1). Gene Ontology annotation, cellular component: membrane raft. The record is from RefSeq and is a predicted model, not a curated record. Lineage: Eukaryota; Metazoa; Chordata; Mammalia; Carnivora; Otariidae. Gene Ontology annotation, biological process: B cell receptor signaling pathway; positive regulation of B cell receptor signaling pathway; regulation of B cell differentiation. The coding region runs from base 551 to 1267 and encodes 238 amino acids. The transcript has 8 exons. Gene Ontology annotation, molecular function: transmembrane signaling receptor activity.
AGGAGGCUCACAGUACGUGAAUUCCGAGGGCUGAUGAAAUGGCUCUGGCCCUCUGGAUCUCUCCAUGCCAUGAACGAAUAAACGGGCAUGGGGGCAGGGCGGCGAAAUCAAACUCCAGUGUUCUCCGACAGACCAGUUCCUUCCUGAGCGCUACACAGACCUGUCAUCCACAGAUUUCCUCAUCGCUACACACUCCUGAUGUCUGUACCUGGAUGUCGCUGGACGCUUGUUGCUCUCUGCCCAUCCCCCAAGCCCCACAUCGAGACCUGUAUGAGAAGGAGGCUCAGUAAGAGUUUAAGGCAGAACAGCCACUUUCCACCAACAUCGUAUUCUUUGCGAAGUGUUUUCCCCUCUGUCACUCCAACUAUUUCUCGUCAAAUCCAUACAAGGGAGGUAUUUCACCCCAGAUGGUGGAUGAAGAAACUGCCCCUGUUGGCUUAGGAGAUCUUAAGGAUUCUUUUCCGUGUGGCAGGGGUCGAGGAGGGGGCACCGCCUGCUUGCCGCCUUCCCCCAGCAGAACUAGCAGAGAGAGUCUUGUCUAACUCUGGGCAUGUGUCUAUCAGGAAGACCCUGGUCUCUGCUCCCAGGAGGGCAGAUGGCGAAGGUGACCCACACUGGUGCGCCCAUUUUGGUCUCUCUGGCCAACAAGGCCAUUUCCUUCGACUGCAGAAUCACCUACACAGACAGGGCCAGAUUCAAGAACUUCACAGCCUCGUACUUUUAUAUGGACCUCCAGAACCGGAAGAGCACCAGCGAGCGGAUUAAGUGCCUACCCGACCUGGGCAAAGAGAACGAGGAGCACGCUCUGAAAUGUGGGGUCACCCCCAAGCUGCCCAGUGCAUCGGCCACGGGUACCUACUAUUGCUCCGUGGAGUGGCCCGAUUUCCAUAAAAUCAGCGAAGGCAUCUUCAUCCUGGUCAGAGACAUAGGGUACCAAGGGCCCCCGCAGGGCUCCCAGCAGCUCCUGCUCUUUUGCUUCACUGGCAUCCUGAGUGUGCUGAGCAUCUUGGUCACAGCCCUGCUGCUCUGGAAGAAGAAAAGGAUGCAGGCUCCUCAGAAGCACUCGGACCCGAGCGCCCACAGCCAGCAGCAGCCUCCGGACGAAUCCGUCUACACAGCCCUACAGCGCAGAGACACUGAAAUCUACUCUUGCAUCCAGAAUGAGGCCAGCAGCCUGCCGACCACCCAGAGCCUCCACUCCCAGAAGAAACUGCACGGAUUUACGGAUGACAGCGAAUUUAAUAACAUGGUCUAUGAAAACUUCUAGGACGAGCUCCACUGGCGCAUAGAUCUGGCCCUGGAUCCAAGGCCCCACGGCAGCCCCUCCCUCCACAGGACUGGCCCCGCACCAGGAGCGAGGCCCCUGGGGUGCCCCAUCACCUUGCCCCCACAUUCAAGGUGUUCCCAGCCUUGGGUGUGCCCCUUACCCCCCAUUCUGUGCCCUAGCCAUACCCACUGAGCGUCUUGCAUCUGGCUUUUGCCCGGGCUCUUCCCUCAGCCUGCCAGCCCAUCCUCCAGACUCCAUGGGCUCUCUGGGCACCAGCCUGUACCGCAGACUGUAAGGCCAGCCACGAGCUCCUCAGGAGGUUCCCGGCAAGGGGCCCUUGUCAGUGCUGUGAGCACGAGCAUCAGCAGGAACACAGAAAGGAACAGUUGCAAAAAUGCCCCCUGCCCGGCUGGGUCGAAGGCACAGGGCAGCCAUGCAAAGUAGAGCAGGGGGCUAGGAGGGGCAGGUAGGGGUUGUGGGCAAGAGGGGAGCUGUGCAGAGGCUGGGCUGGGCUUGGGGAUGAAGCUAGGGGCCAGGAGGUGGCUGAGUGGAGGUCGUCAGGCUGGGGGCCUGAAGCCGGGAGGGCGAGGAAGGAGAUCUGGCAUGUUUGGGGCAGGGAAUGGGGAGACGCUGGCCGAAUGAGCUGAACCUCCUGAGGCUCUCCAUCCUCCAACAAGGACCCCAAGGUUGUUUCCCAUCAGCCUGGCCAUCUGUACUCACUGCUUUGUCACCUCUGCCACCAUCCUCCAAGGCCUCGGCUGCUCCUCCUUCUCCCGCUGAGGCCCAGUCCCCCAGAGCCCCAGUCUGGCCUACCUGGACCCCACCCUCCUCCUCUCUUGGUCGGCCUUGUGCCCCCAGCCCAGGGCUUUGAGGACCCCUCCUCCCUCACACAGUCUAGCUGCAGGGCUUGGUGCCUAGGGCGCCUCUGACAGGUGGAAGGCUCCUUGGUGUUGCUGGAGCUCAGGCCCUAGGCAGACGGCGGCCCCUCGAUGCUUGAACAGAGCCAUUUCUGCGGCUUCAAGUGCUCAUUUCUCCCUCUCAGCAGCCCUGCUGGAACCCAUUUCACAUGCAGACGGGCUGAGGGUGGGGAAUCACCCAGGCUGUGGGGCUCUGCUCCUUCCCUCCCCUGCUCUCCCCCAUCCCUGCUGCUUUCUACUAUCUCAUUUCUAAAAUCCUCCCUCCCACCCCCAGGCUGCCCCAGAGGUCCUUGAGGGGCCCUUGCGCACAAAACACGUCCAGGGACAAUGAGGGGCCCCGACUCUGGUCCUGAGCAGUACCGGGCCACCAGUUUGUGGGCAUCCAGAUAAAACAUUUAUGGGAUCAGGGCGCCGGGGUGGCGCAGUCGGUUAAGUGGUUAAGCGUCUGACUCUUGGUUUCGGCUCCGGUCGUGAUCUAGGGGUCAUGAUCUCUGGGUUUUGAUCUCAGGGUCAUGGGAUCAAGCCCCCCAUUGGGCU